Messenger RNA from Thecamonas trahens ATCC 50062, 4048 nucleotides. Its product is annotated as glycoprotein. Bases 5 to 4033 code for a protein of 1342 amino acids. The transcript is spliced from 2 exons. The record is from RefSeq and is a predicted model, not a curated record. Lineage: Eukaryota; Apusomonadida; Apusomonadidae.
CUCAAUGGAGAGAGCAGCGGCCGAAGCCGAGCCUGAGCGCAGCGGCAAAGGCAGACUGUGCAAUGAUUCAGAGAGAGUGUUGAAGACAAAGAGCAGAGAAGAGACUGCAGAGACUGGGAUGGUGUCUGGCAAUGGCGACACUCUUCCCAUUGGCUUUGUGGCGUCCGCAGCUCCGGACACGUUGUUGCCGGCUGGGGACAGCGCCGAAGGACAGCCUGCGGCAGACCCGGUCCUUGCAGCCGAGCUCAUUGCCCGGCUCCUGACAGAGGCGCACAUGGGCGAGCUUCUGGCGUGGGAAGUGUCGUAUGCGGUGGCGGUGGCCGAUGCGCUUGCGUUCAACACGGCGGUGGCGAUUGUUGUGCUCGCCGGCGUGCCGUACGGUCUUUAUGCGCGCACGCUCGCGGCGCUCCAUGUCAACACCUCUGUGCGGCAUCUAGUGCUGGAUGUGACAGCCUCGGCGGCGCGGGCUGACGCUGAUCUUCUCGCCAUGCUGGCAAGCAACGUCGGAAUCGAGUCGAUGUCGGUGCGGCAGCGCGGGCGGCGGUGGACGCUGUCGCGAGCGGCGCUGCUGGGCGAGUCACCACCGACGACGCCGCAGCGCAAAGAUAGCGACAGUAGGCCCGAUGGUGACAGUAGCGAGUCAGGCGGUGACAUAUCGCGUCCAGACGAGCUGGUUGUCCGGGUCCUGCGGGCACGGGGCCUGAGCGCGAUGGCCCGCGGCAGCGACGGAGUGUAUGUGGUGCUCGGCCUCGGGUCGGUCGCAGCACGGACUGAGACGUCCCCGGCGGAUCCGAGCCCUGUGUGGCAGGCGGUGUCGCGGGUCGCGCUGACACCCGAGAUCAACCUUGACACCGAGUUUCUGCAUGUCAUAGUCUUUGCGAGCCGGCAAGGCGAUGACGACCUGGAGUUGGGCUGGGCGGCGAUUCCGAUGGCAUCCGUCUGGCCGCAAGUGCUGGUCAAGGAGUGGGAGGGCUGGGUUGAUCUUGUCGACGGCAGCGGCGGUGCGGUGCGGAUUGGGCUCUCGGGCGUGAUGGGCACCCAGGCGCCGGAGGAGGCGCUCGACGGGGCGACCUCGCUGCGGGCCAUGCAUGCAGCGCUGUGGAAGGCGUACAUGUUUCCCAAGCUCAAGGAGCGACGGGUGACGGGGUGCUCGGCUCGGUCGCGGCCGUCGCGAGUCCGGCGGGCGGUGGCAUCGACGCCUGGCGAUGUCUUAUGCCUCGCCGACGAUCCGGAGCUUCAGCCGCAGUUCUACAAGCGCGAGCGUGCCGAGGCAGUGAAGCCUGUGCCCGGACCGGCGUCUGCGCUUACGUCGCUGCAGACGGCGUAUGGGUCGGACGCAGUGGCUGCGAGCAUGGGCGUGACCGAAGACAUGGUGUACUUUCGGGCGAUGCUUGAUGCAGCGUUUGGAAAGCCUAGCAGCGAGGUGGCGGCACCAAGUGUGCGCACGGCCCGGCGGCUACCCAAGGUGCCUCCGGUGGCAGCGGCAGUUGCGGUCAUUGAGCCUGCAGGGGUAGGGAACGAGCUUGGCGCCCCCAGUCAGGAGCCGGUUGUGCCGCGGCCGCCUGCUGCGCGGCCGCCAGGAGGCCGCAGCCGGAGGACUGGGCGGCUUCGAAUCAAGCCCGGCUACCGCUGGCGGCACGGAGAGCAGCUGGACCCAUUGCGAUUGGAGGGGAGCGAGGCGCCGUCUGUGGGGCGGCGCACAACGCAGGUGACGUCCAGGGCGCCGGGCAUCGACACCUCGCGGGUGACUGAGGCAUCGCUCUCGCAGAUCCCGGAUGCAGUUCGUUUGCAGCGGCAGCUGAAGCGGCGGCGGCGGGUUCGGCGAGUCCGCAAGAAGAAGACGACCAAGAAGAAGAACAAGAAGUCCAAGACCAAGAGCUCCUCCUCGUCAAAGGCCAAGCCGAUCAUCCGCCGCGAAUCGCUGCUCUCACCGCCAAGCGAGGGCCACGGCGCCGGUUCUGGGAGCUCUGCGGGGCUGCACUCGUUUGUGGCGAGCCGCUAUCACGACGACGAGCGCUCAGGGGCGAGCAGUUGUCGUGGCGGCAGCACAGCGGGGGCGAGCGGGAGCGGGUCUGCCCUCGAUGGACGGGCCGAUAAUGCUGAGCCUGCCGAUCUGCACCCACUCGCGGGGCGGUUUUCAGGCUUCCGGCGCUCUGUGGAAGAGCGUCGGAGAGAGCUCGCCGAGUCGCGGCGGCAGUACCAGGAGAAGUGGGCGCGGCAAGCACCGCAACUUGGACAAAGCUCGUCGAAUCUCGCGCUGGUGGCCAAAGCGGACGUGGAUGCGGAUGCGGAUGCGAGAGCAGUUGGGAGCGGGGUGCUGUCUAGGCCGGCGUCGUGGAUGGAGGUUGCUCAGCGGAAUGCCGGCCGUGGCCUGGGCUCGGACCUCUCGGUGGUCAGCGAGAGUGGAAGUGAGUCUGGUGAGAGGAGUGGAACCGUAUGGCGGUCAGAUAUUGACUCGCAUGCUGCCGAGGAUGAGCCGCAGGCUGAUGUGUGGCGGGCGAACGAAGCCGAGGCCGAGCCGCAGGCUGAUGUGUGGCGGGCGGACAAGGUCGAGGCCGAGCCGCAGGCUGAUGUGUGGCGGGCGGACGAAGCCGAGGCUGAGCCGCAGGCUGAUGUGUGGCGGGCGGACGAAGCUGAGACCGAGUCGCAGGCUGAUGUGUGGCGGGCGGGCGAAGCCGAGACCGAACCGCAGGCUGAUGUGUGGCGAGCGGACGAAGCCGAGGCCGAGCCGCAGGCUGAUGUGUGGCGGACGGACAAGGUCGAGGCCGAGCCGCAGGCUGAUGUGUGGCGAGCGGACGAAGCUGAGACCGAGCCACAGGCUGAUGUGUGGCAGGCAGACAAAGCCGAGGCCGAGCCACAUGCUGAUGUGUGGCAGGCAGACAAAGCCGAGGCCGAGCCACAGGCUGAUGUGUGGCGAGCGGACGAAGCUGAGACCGAGCCGCAGGCUGAUGUGUGGCAGGCAGACAAAGCCGAGGCCGAGCCACAUGCUGAUGUGUGGCGAGCGGACGAAGCCGAGGUCGAAGCCAAGGUCGAGGCCGAGCCGCAGGCUGAUGUGUGGCGAGCGGACGAAGCCGAGACCGAGCCGCAGGCUGAUGUGUGGCGAGCGGACGAAGCUGAGACCGAGCCGCAGGCUGAUGUGUGGCAGGCAGACAAGGUCGAGGCCGAGCCGCAGGCUGAUGUGCGGCGAGCGGACGAAGCCGAGGUCGAAGCCAAGGUCGAGGCCGAGCCGCAGGCUGAUGUGCGGCGAGCGGACGAAGCCGAGGUCGAAGCCAAGGUCGAGGCCGAGCCGCAGGCUGAUGUGCGGCGAGCGGACGAAGCCGAGGUCGAAGCCAAGGUCGAGACCGAGCCGCAGGCUGAUGUGUGGCAGGCGGACGAAGCCGAGACCGAGCCGCAGGCUGAUGUGUGGCAGGCGAACAAAGCCGAGGUCAAGUCCCCGGCCAAAGUUCAGGCCGAGUCCAAACAAGAGGCCGAGGCACGGCAAGCGGACGCCGAAUCCCAAGCCAUGUCUGACCAGAUCGUUUCCAGCGGCACAAGCAGCAGCGACCCGAUGCUGGCCGGCUCAGCCACGCUCGGCUACCAGAUGUCGUUUGUGUCGAGUGCGUGUUCAGCAUCAGCAGCACAUAUCGAGGACGAGGUUUCGUCGUCGUCGUCGUCGUCUUCAAGUGCGAUGUCGGCGCUCAACAUCGCGUUCAAGGGCGCGUCGGCAAUCCCACUGCGGUUCUGUAGCCGACGCGCAGUGACAGUUGUCCGGCUUGGCGAGCUAGUGACUGCCACGGCCGAGGCUGUCAUCGAUGCAUCGGGCACGUGCGCUUGGGAAGAAUCGCUCAACAUUCCACUGGCAUUGGCGUGUCCGGGGCCGGCGGACAUGCUGGUCCGACUUGUCUGCGCCGACGCCAACGACGAAGUCGAGGAGCUCGGCUUUGGCGUCCUCGGCCUCUCGCAGCUGGUCUUGGAGCCGCCGCCGUCGAACGAAAUCACUUUUGCUUUUGAGUCGGGUGUGCACCUCGGCCUGCACAUCGACGUUACGCUUUAAAACGAUCUUCUACUG